AUGUCAAUCCGACUUGCAACCUACCUGUUAUUGACUCUCGGCAAUCCUGCCUUGAGUCGAGCCGCGCCCCAAUACCAUGAGCAAAUGAGAGCUCCCAUUAACCAACCACUAUUCCAUGAAUUCGACUCGAAUGGCGCCUGGUACGAGCAAGUUGCCACUCUUGACGGAAGCUCGGCCUCAGUUAAGAACACCAAUGUCUCCAUUGCCAUCGUUGGAGCGGGCAUCUCUGGUCUCGCCACAGGUCUGAUGCUGGACAGUGUCGGUGUUCAUAACUGGGAACUCAUCGAGGCCAGCGAACGCGUAGGAGGCAGAUUCAGAACCAUCUUCGUUGGCGACACAGAGGAAUUCGCAGAGAUGGGCCCAAUGAGGCUGCCAUACAAGGUCACAUACAAGAGCGACAACUCCACGCACGAGUAUACGGAUCACCAGAUGACUUUUCAAUUGGCCGCGCUGCUCAAUGAAAUCAACAACUACGACCCUGAUCUGAUGAUCAAUUUCAUUCCCUGGAUCCAGCAUCAUCCAAAUGAGCUUAUUGCUCUCGGGACUAAGAGGCACCCAGAUGGCAGAGUCCCAACCCGCGCGGAAAUUGCAGCAAACUCCAGCUUGGGUGCACCUCCUAUCAUGAUGUCAGCUGAGUACAACACCACCAAGAAACAGAUGAACAAAAUCCUCAAGAACGAGACUCUCUUGAGAGAGAUUCAAGCGGAUGUCUGGACUGUGCAUAAGCGAGUUAUGGAUGAGGGUUACGACGACUGGAGCGAGCAGUCCUUAAUGCGCAAUCGAUUCCAGGCUGGCGAGAAUGUCACCGAUGCUAUUUGGACUGCGACCGACUAUGAUGUGUUCUGGGAUGAGAUGGUUCACAACUCCAACCUUGGGCUCGAUGGGUCACCAGACUCUCUCGGAGAGACCGAGUGGAAGUGCGUUGAUAAAGGUUUCAACCGUAUCUCGGAUGCCUUUAUUCCGCAUGUCUCCAGCCGCCUCACUCUCAACAGAAAGAUCCGAAAGCUGGAGUCAUUUGAGGGACUUGAUGGUCGCACGCUCACUCGUCUGUCUUGGUAUCCCAAUACGAAGAAUAGGACACUCGAGUCCAAAGAGUACGACUAUACCAUAAUGGCCGUCCCUUUCACCAUGACUCGUUUCAUGGAUCUACCUCAAUUCUCCUCCGUCCUCGAUCGGGCUAUCAGUGAAGCCGGCCUGCGAUUCAAGUCGGCUUGCAAGGUUUCGCUCUUAUUCUCUGAGCGGUUCUGGGAGAAAGGUGAGCGACCUAUCUUUGGCGGUUAUUCCAGGCCUGAAGACAAGGCCGUGGGAGCCUUGUAUUACCCUGUCUACGGCUUGAAUGAGUCUCGUCCCGGCCUCAUCACACAUUACCGAGGAGGAGACUGGAGCGACAGAUUUCUUAGCUUCACUGAAGAAGAGCACGUGGGCUUGGUAUUGGAUUCUAUUGCCAGCCUCCACGGUGAAGAGGCUCGUGAUCUGUACACCGGGGAUUACGCACGCCUCUGCUGGCUCGAAGACGAGCACACGGCUACCUCCUGGUGUCGUCCAGACAUUCAGCAGCACAAGCUGUACAUUCCGUCAUAUCACCGAACGGAGCACAACACCAUUUUCAUUGGCGAGCACACAGCCCCGACACAUGCAUGGAUCAGCUCGUCGCUGCACUCCGCCGUGAGAGGUUCGGUGCAGCUACUACUGGAGUUGGGAUUGAUCAAUGAAGCAAAGGAACUCAACGCUAGGUGGAUGGGUAGAUGGAUCAAAGAAGGAAAAUGA
Colletotrichum godetiae is the source of this 1767-nucleotide messenger RNA. RefSeq lists its product as uncharacterized. Gene Ontology annotation, biological process: amino acid catabolic process. Bases 1 to 1767 code for a protein of 588 amino acids. Gene Ontology annotation, molecular function: L-amino-acid oxidase activity. The transcript has a single exon. The record is from RefSeq and is a predicted model, not a curated record. Lineage: Eukaryota; Fungi; Ascomycota; Sordariomycetes; Glomerellales; Glomerellaceae.